AUUUUUUACUUUGUUUUUGACGUGUAUUCUGUUACUUUUCGUAAUUUUAAUAUUUUUGUAAAUUAAAAUUGAUCUCAAACCCUAUUUAAACAUGUCUAGCGGCCAGUGGGAAGUUGUUGGAAAAGGCAAGAAGUCUCAAAGCGGCAAAGUUAAAAAUAAUAAGGACGAGGAAAAAAAGCCGACCAAAAAUGGGGUGAAAUCGGAAGAAAUCGUCCCUAAAUCCCAAGCAAAAUCGUAUUAUGAAGGGAUGGAGAUAGAUGAUCCUAAAAAGGCUAAAAAGAAUGGAGACAAGAAGAAGAAACAGGAAAAGAAAGCAGAAGCAUCGAAGCCGAGACCCCCUAAAAGCCUAGAAGAGGCGUUUGAAGUUCUGGAUAGAGAAGAACUAGCGAAUAUUAUAGCUACUAAUAAGAUUAGAUUCUCUAACGCACCUUUGGUUUGGCUUAAGGAAGUUGCAAACUUUCUGAAUUCGAAAACACAAAUAGAAAUAGAGGACCCUACAUUUUCAUCCUAUGAUAUUAAGUAUCCUCUAUGUAUUGUGCCUAACGAGGUAAAGAAAAUUCUGGAAAAGGUCCUACUUGAUGCCGGAAAGGCUAACACUCAACUUUUCUUUGAUGUUACCCUUACUACUUUAGCCAAUGAUAUGAGCAGAGGUCAAUUAGUCAACGGUCAUAGACUUCUGCUACAGAUGCUAGCUUUAGAAUACCCCGAGUUCUGUAUUACAUCACUGCCAAAGAGUGUCAGCCUGAGGAAUUCCUACCAGAACCGACCUCCAAUAGGUUUGACCCUGCUCUGGGCAUUUGGCCAAGGUGGAAUCAACAAUUAUGCAGUAGGAUUAAAAGCUUGGCAAGAAUUAUUCUUCCCAAUUAUAGAGUUGAAGAACUAUUCUAAAUAUAUAGUAGCUUAUUUAUCAAAGUUGUUAGAUAGACACGCUAAAAUGGAUGCAAAAGUUAGUCAAGAGCAGUUGCUGGCCAUGUUUGACACCGUUAGCAAUAAGAAGAAUAGCUUGUCCAAGGAAGUAUAUAGUGAUCUAAUAAAGCAAUUAAUUAAAUAUAAGGAAAUAUAUUUUGAUAAAAGUGGCAAUAAACUUCAAGUGACCUUUAAUCAGCUUAUGAAGAAAUUACCUAACCAAUACCUCAGCGGAGCCAGCCUUGAUAUAUACAAUGGAGUUCUGGUGGAGAGCUUAGUCAAUUGUCUACAACGAGACGACUCCUGUCAUCCAACAUGGAGGCAGCUGUUCAAUAGGUGCAGCAAGCAGUCAGCUACAUUAAUAGAUUACAUAGAUGAAAAUUGGGAAGAGGUGAGUCCAAAACUGAAGAAGAAAUCUCUGAAAACGACAAUACUGCAGUUCCAAGAGGUUUGCGAAGAGACAUUGAAAGGAAAGAAGAAAGACGAAGCAGUGGUUAAAGCUAAUAAGAAAUGCCAAGAUAUUCUAGACAGGAUGACAAGUACUAGAAGGUUCCCUUGGCUAUGGGCCAGCUUCUUCCUCUUCGUCACAAUCUCCGGGUUGAUCGCCUACGAUGUGUCCAGGGUUGGUGGAGAGUUGCCUAAGAGUGCAACUGGCAAAAUUCUCAAUGAUUUGGGCAUUUUGAAACAAACUCAGCAUGCUUGGCAGAAGACAUUGUCGACGUCGGCUCGUGGUUACCUCUGGUUGGAGACCAAUGCACCGAUAUACUACGUACAAACUGUAGAGUUUACGAAACCUUACGCACAACUCGCUAAAGAUGUGUUCAUUAUUACGUCCAAGAAGGUCGGAAUACUGUAUUCUAAUAUAAAGGAUUAUGUUUCGGAGAAAAUGCCAGUGGUGGUUGCUACAAUUGAAGAAUAUGUACCAGGUGCCAUUGAGACUGUUCAGAAGCACUCUUGUAAUGCCUUCUCUACUCUGAAGAUGUACUCAGCGCAAUACUACGAGUUGACUUCUAACUAUUUAUCAACUAAAGUUUUUGUCGGAGAGUGGGCACCGGAGAAGCUGCAGAAUAAAACGGAGGUGGCGUUGAAUGCUACUAAGCUGCACAUGAACAACUACUUGCACUGGCUCAGAGAGAAGAUCCACGUGUACUCGGAGAUACCUUGAAGAACAACACCCGAGUGAUUCGGCAUCACAAGUGUGGACAUGUGCUAACAUUGUUCAAGGACAUUUUUAAUUUAAUGCUCUAAUGUAGAUCAGUGAUGAGAUUUUAAAACUUUUUGAUUAUUUUUUUAAUUUCGCACAAUCAUGAUCCAUCAGUCUCUCUACUAAAUAGUUACCUUUGUUUUGCAAUAAAAUGAAAUAUUUUUACUAACGGUUUAUUAGUGUUACGAGUGAGGAUGUUACUUCGAUGACAGAUGUUUUAUAUUCAAUAUUUUCAUAUCAAAAUCGAAUACGGACAUUCCUGGUGAUGCAUUUAAAUUUUAUGUGUAGAGUUAAUUUGAAGAGAAUCGUUAAAAAUGUAUUUGGAGAUUGUGUGUUUUAAAUGUUUAUUGCUGAAUGUGAAUAAAAUGAGUUUAAUUU
This is a messenger RNA of Aricia agestis (brown argus), 2488 nucleotides long. RefSeq names its product transmembrane protein 214 (gene Tmem214). The transcript has 10 exons. Gene Ontology annotation, cellular component: endoplasmic reticulum; Golgi apparatus. The record is from RefSeq and is a predicted model, not a curated record. The coding region runs from base 92 to 2071 and encodes 659 amino acids. NCBI's taxonomy places the organism in Eukaryota, Metazoa, Arthropoda, Insecta, Lepidoptera, Lycaenidae.